This is a messenger RNA of Achroia grisella, 1876 nucleotides long. It is a transcript of the gene DNApol-alpha73, whose product is annotated as DNA polymerase alpha subunit B. Gene Ontology annotation, biological process: DNA replication; DNA replication initiation. Gene Ontology annotation, cellular component: alpha DNA polymerase:primase complex. The record is from RefSeq and is a predicted model, not a curated record. Bases 67 to 1827 code for a protein of 586 amino acids. Lineage: Eukaryota; Metazoa; Arthropoda; Insecta; Lepidoptera; Pyralidae. Gene Ontology annotation, molecular function: DNA binding. The transcript has 12 exons.
UCCGGCUUGUUCUCUUUUUCGAUUCAUUUCAUUCAUUUUAAUCCAGUUUUAAUGCUAUGAAAUAAAAUGGCUACCGAAAAUUUGGUGACUGAGCAGUUUCAAUUACUUGGCAUAGACGUUGAACAAGAGGUUUUAACAAAAUGUAUAAGUUUAUGUGAAGAUUUUAAUGUCGAUCCGGAAACUUUCAUUGAACAAUGGAUGGCAUUCAGUUUGAAUUACUUAAACAGUGCACCACCUACGUUAGAAAAUUUAGAAGUUUUUGCAAGAAAGGAAUUUUCCAAGCGGGCGGUAAACCGCUCCAACACAGUCGUAAAAGAGACUUCAUCAAAUAUCGCUUCUGGUCUCACUGUGUAUGGCACGCCUAUUUCCACUCAACCAGAUAAUAAUGUCCUUUCAAAUUACAUGACAGUAGCUCCAAAGAGAGUAAAGCUAGAAACAGAAGUAGUAUCUUCACAUCAAACGGAAUUGCGCCCACCUACAUAUUCACCUAUUAUUGAACGCUCACUUAAAUACUCAUCACGACCAAAUCCAGGCACAGUUGUACAUUCGUAUGGUGACGAAAAACAACUAGAGUUGAUAUCUCAGUCCAAUAAUCUCCAUGAUAUUUCGAAUCUCAACAUUGUUCAAAUACCAAAUGACGACGGUGACCUAUAUACAAAAGCUACGUUUGGUUUUGAAAUGCUGCAUGAGAAAGCUAGUAUUUUUGAUAACCACUUAACGUAUUUGUCUCAAUAUAUAAUGAAAAAGGCGGGAAUAACAGAAUCUACUUCUACCAGACAUAAAACACAGACCGUUGUGACAGUAGCCGGCCGAAUAGAAUGUGAUGCUGAUGCCAGGCUCAAUCCCAAAUCAGUUAUGUUACAAGGGACUUGGGAAGAGUCACUCAGUCAAGCAGUACCUGUUGAUAUUGAUAAUGUGACACAGUAUUCAUUGUUUCCCGGACAAGUGGUGGUGAUGCGAGGUAUUAAUCAACGUGGUGAUCAGUUCAUCGCACAUGAAAUAUUAUCUGACGCCUCGAAACCCAUACCUGAUCCUAAAGCUGACAUGCUGAACUAUUUAGAAGGUAAAUUAUCUAUAAUGAUGGCGGCAGGACCCUAUACUACUUCAGAUAAUAUGGCUUACGAACCAUUAAGAGAUUUUAUCACAUACAUUGGUACUCAUAGGCCCCACGUGGUAAUAAUGACAGGGCCUUUCAUGGAUGUAGAACAUUCCAAAAUUAAAGAUAAUUCUAUGGCGGAGACAUAUAAAUCGUAUUUUGAAAAGUUAAUAGAUAAUUUAGCAGAAGUACAUAAAACUAGUCCAUCUACAAACAUAUACAUUGUAUCGAGUGUAAAAGAUGUUUUCCAUGUGAAUAUCUACCCAACGCCGCCAUACUCAACACGAAGGAAAUACCAAAAUAUACAUUUCUUACCAGACCCAUGCACAAUUAACAUAAAUGGUGUUGUGGUGGGACUAACAAGUACUGAUGUCCUUAUGAGUAUAAAUAACGAAGAAAUAUCAUGCGGUACAGCAGGCGGUGUGGAUAAACUGUCACGUCUAUGUGGCCACCUGGUGCGACAACAAAGUUAUUCGCCGUUAUGGCCGCCACCCGCCACUCGGCCGACUGACGCCGCGUUGUGGGCUGCGCAUUCACACCUUCCCUGCACGCCGCAUCUAAUGCUACUGCCUUCUAACUUCAGAUACUUCGUCAAGGAAGUGAAUGGAUGCGUGAUGGUGAAUCCGGAGCAUCUAACCAAAGGCCAGGGCGGCGGCACCUUUGCUCGAAUAUUAGUUGACGGCAGCCUAAGUCCCUCCGAAUUUAUCAGUGCACAAAUUAUACGUAUUUGAAGGUACAAAUUAAAUUUAUGAUACACUAUCAAGUUCUUUUAUUAUAAUA